Molecule: messenger RNA, 5005 nt
Organism: Loxodonta africana (African savanna elephant)
Lineage: Eukaryota; Metazoa; Chordata; Mammalia; Proboscidea; Elephantidae
Gene: IKZF3
Product: IKAROS family zinc finger 3
Exons: 8
Coding region: 175-1704 (509 amino acids)
Biological process (GO): regulation of transcription by RNA polymerase II
Cellular component (GO): nucleus
Molecular function (GO): DNA-binding transcription factor activity; RNA polymerase II cis-regulatory region sequence-specific DNA binding
Source: RefSeq, a predicted model, not a curated record
GGUCGUCUGCUCCUGCCCGGCUCAAUCUGCGCCGACGCGGCUGCCGGAUCCCGGGGACUCCCCGCGCCGGGAAUCUCCCGCCAGCUGCGCGCGGCGUCCCUGCGACGGCAGGAGCACGUGGAGCGGCCCGGGAGACAGAGCGGUAGCUGCAGCCCAGCCCAGCCCGGCGGCGACAUGGAAGAUCUACAACCAAAUGUGGAACUGAAAAAUACUCAGGAGCAGUCAGUGCCCACAGAAGAUCCAGCGAUUUUGAAUGACUACAGUUUAACCAAACCUCAUGAAAUAGAAAAUGUGGACAGUGCAGAAGGCCCGGCUAAUGAAGAUGAAGAUACAGGAGAUGAUUCAAUGAAAGUGAAAGAUGAAUACAGUGAAAGGGAUGAGAAUGUUUUAAAGCCAGAGCCCAUGGGAAAUGCGGAAGAGCCUGAACUUCCUUACAGCUAUUCAAGAGAAUACAAUGAAUAUGAAAACAUUAAGUUGGAGAGACAUGUUGUCUCAUAUGAUAGUAGUAGGCCAGCCAGUGGAAAAAUGAACUGCGAUGUUUGUGGAUUAUCCUGUAUUAGCUUCAAUGUCUUAAUGGUUCAUAAGCGGAGCCAUACUGGUGAACGCCCAUUCCAGUGUAAUCAGUGUGGGGCAUCUUUUACUCAGAAAGGUAACCUCCUCCGCCACAUUAAACUGCACACAGGGGAAAAACCUUUUAAGUGUCACCUCUGCAACUACGCAUGCCAGAGAAGAGAUGCACUCACGGGUCAUCUUAGGACACAUUCUGUUGAGAAACCCUACAAAUGUGAGUUUUGUGGAAGGAGUUACAAGCAGAGGAGUUCCCUUGAGGAGCACAAAGAGCGCUGCCGUACGUUUCUUCAGAGCACUGAGCUGGGAGAGUCUGCAAGUGUGGAGGCAAGACACAUCAAAGCAGAGAUGGGAACUGAAAGAGCUCUCGUUCUGGACAGAUUAGCAAGCAAUGUGGCAAAACGAAAAAGCUCAAUGCCUCAGAAGUUCAUUGGUGAGAAGCGCCAUUGCUUUGACGUCAACUAUAAUUCCAGCUAUAUGUAUGAGAAGGAGAGUGAGAUAAUACAGAGCCGAAUGAUGGACCAAGCCAUCAAUAACGCCAUCAGCUAUCUUGGCGCUGAAGCCCUGCGCCCCUUAGUCCAGACACCACCUGCUCCCACCUCAGAGAUGGUUCCAGUUAUCAGCAGCAUGUAUCCCAUUGCCCUCACCCGUGCUGAGAUGCCAAACGGUGCCCCCCAGGACCUGGAGAAGAAGAACAUCCACCUGUCAGAGAAGAACAUGCCUUCUGAGAGAGGUCUGUCCCCCAACAACAGUGGCCACGACUCCACGGACACUGACAGCAACCAUGAAGAACGCCAAAAUCACAUUUACCAGCAAAAUCACAUGGUCCUUCCUCGGGCUCGCAAUGGGAUGCCACUCUUGAAGGAGGUCCCCCGCUCUUAUGAACUCCUCAAGCCCCCACCCAUCUGCCCAAGAGACUCCAUCAAAGUGAUCAACAAAGAAGGGGAGGUGAUGGAUGUGUAUCGGUGUGACCACUGUCGCGUCCUGUUUCUGGAUUAUGUGAUGUUCACUAUUCACAUGGGUUGCCAUGGCUUCCGCGACCCUUUUGAGUGUAAUAUGUGUGGGUAUCGAAGCCAUGAUCGGUAUGAGUUCUCAUCUCACAUAGCCAGAGGAGAACACAGAGCCAUGCUGAAGUGAACAUCAUCCUAGAGAAUGCUCCUGAGUAUUCAACAUCAUUUUUAAGAACUGAUACCUGCUACAUAACAAUCACUGUCAGAACUAACUCAGUUCCAAACUCCUUUCCAUACCAUUUUUAGGAUCUAAAGGGUCAGUUUCACAAGGGCAGCCAGAGAAACGCUGUCUUCAUUCAGAAAUUGUUUGCAAGUCAAUCAUGUUAUUACUUUUGUGAAACCUUUGUUUUCCCGUCAGAGACUUGAAUCUUAUGAUAUUUAAAAGCCAUUGAAGUAUUUGGUCAUUACCUCUUGCAGCAAUAGAAAGGCCAGGCAUCCACUGAAGUUUGUUGCCAGUCAGAACAGUCCUCCAGUUAUACUGCAUGAGACAUUCUUUCUCAGAUACAUCCGUCAUAUGUGGAAAAGCCUUUUGGUCAAAUGCCCAAAUCCACAGAGACAAAAAGCUGACCAGCUGACCUUGCUGGGAAGCCUUGCCCUUCUGCACUUAACACAAAUCUGAAGGGUUGUGAUAUAAUCUCCCCAUCCCAAAUUAUAGUCUAAGGAAAAGAACAAUCACAAAAUAAGUGUCUGUUACUGGUAGCUGAAGACCCUAUCCUUCAAGCCUCAGAUCCAUUCGCUGUCAAUGCACAGGUAAAAGAACAAGUCAUCUGAUGAUACUUAUACUUCCACCCUUUACCCUCCCAUCUCCAAUUAAAGGCUGCUUUGGGUUAAACCAAAUGUCUGUAGGAGAAGUUUUAUACCAGAAGAGCCAGUGGUCUUAAAUAUAGACUGUCAUUGAAACUAGAAAGUUGUUCACUGUGGGUGACAGCAUCCACUUCCUUUGAUCAAGAUUGACAGAGUAGGGGCCUGAGGGGGGAAACGGUUUAGCCAUUCCAACUGGAGAAGAAAAAACAAGCUGCCUAAAAGGACCUGGUCUCCUUCAUGGAGUGCUGGCAUACAGAGCCAAAGCAAACUUGCCAAUGACUUUUUUCAAAUAAUUCAAAGGGUGUGGUUUAGUCUCCCCCUCCCCAUAGGGGAGGAAUUGGGGGUAGAUGCCAUGAGUGUUGUUAGAUCAUAACUGAGCUUCAUGAUGGGGUGAGGGGACACCUCUGCUGAAGGUUCUCCUUGAUCAGACAAUUUUCCCCCCAUUUUAAAUGAAGCUGCUGUAUUCUAAGAAGAUUCUCGAAAGUCUGAUCUUGGGUCUGCAGAUGUAUCGAUCAUCUUUACCGUUAGUAAUAAUGAGGGACAUGCUAUCUACGAGAAAUGCUGUGAUAAUCGUAAAAUUAGCAGCAGGCGGGGGGGAGGGGGCGUCACAAAAACUGUUAAUUCCAUAUUUGCCACUAAUUAGCUCUGUGACUUUGGGUGAAUCUCUUAACUCUGAAAAAUAAGUUUCCUCAACCAUAAAAUAAGAGUUGGAUUUAGAUGAUUGCUAAGAUCUCUUCCAGCUUUAAAUUAAUGUGAUCAUGCAGUAAGCACAAGUUAUUUUUUAAACCUUUUAAUUUAUGGGUAUUAAGCAGAAGAGUGUAUGACUAUAUGUUUCACAUUGCUUUAGUGUGAAAAUGGUAGUGCGUUUGAUUUUUCCUUUAACCAUUGAGUUGUGAAUAUGAAGAGAAUGGUGGGGAGGAACAAAAAACAGGAAGGUAUUUUCAGCUUGCCCCAAAGUGUACAUACAGACUGGCACCUGCAGCUGCUUGCCAAAGCCUUUUUUUUUUUUUUUUUUCCUUCUUAAGAACUUUUAUUCCAAACCGACUACGGUCAAGUCGAUCCCACCUCAUAGUGACCCUAUAGGACAGAGUAGAACUGCCCCAUAGAGUUCCAAGGCUCUAAAUCUUUACAGAAGCAGACUGCUACUAUCUUUCUCCCAUGGAACGGCUGGUGGGUUCGAACUGCCAACCUUUUGGUUAGCAGCCUGGUCCUUUGACCACUGUGCCACCAGGGGUCAGAACUUGUGUUAGGGAAAAUAAAUUCUGUUCCAGGAACAACUUCAUGGAACCAAUUUACAAAUUAGAGUCAGCUUUGUGAAUAUUUCUACCAGAGCCAAGAAACCCAAAUUCCCAGUAGUUUAGUGCUUUAUGUAUCUGCCUUGAUAUUUCUAAAGGGCUUAUGCAUUAGGCUCACACUCAACUCGUUUAUGUGCUGCCAGUAAUUAAAACAUUCCACCUCAGCCUGCACAAAUGGCUUAUCCUUCUUUGAAGCAUGGUGUCUGUCUCAGGGAAAAAGGUUUUAUGAGAUACCAUGGCAACAGUCCCAACAUGUUUGAGAUUUCACCUAAAGGCCUAGAUGUAUUUUGGUGCAUAGUCUUCAGCGUAUCACUGUAUUUCCGUAAUACUAGAUCCCAAGAUAUGCCAGAUUGCUUAUACCCAUUGUGAAAGAGGAGCUGCUUAUUAUAUUCUUGAAAUAUCAUACAUCCUGCUGACUCUUUGAGAGUCAAGAGAAAGAGAAUUUGGAAGCAGGGAUUAGUAGGAGAGAAAGCUUGGGGAAGGGAGUAUUUCUCCUAGAUUAGUAGAAAACUUUGGUGAAGAAACCAACCUCUGCAUCUCAAAAUGGUAAACCCAAGGCCCAUCCCACCAACCUGGGGACACUUUUUGUAGCUAUAACCCUCCUUUUUCCUGUGACUAAUGGAGUUGCUAAGUGGUUUCCGUUCUUCUGAGGUCAGUUUUCUGAGUGGGGCGACCAUUCACAAAGGCUGCCCUGUCAUUGUAGCAUUCUGAGCUUAGAUUGGGACACAAACAUUCCAAAGAAAGUUUCUAUAUGGAACUCCAUGUUCUCAAGUCUUAAAAUUGAGCCAGGAUGGUAUGCAGUGGCUUCCACCACACAGGCAAACACUUCUUCUGUACUUACUCUUUGUACUAAUUAAUAGCCACUCUCCUCCCCACUCUUGCUGGGACUGGGAAGAGGAUCCUAGGAAGAUGGCUACAGAGAAGAGUGGAUUCAGGGCUAGCAUCUGACCCUGUUGGGCAGUGAAGUCCUGUAGCAGCUUCAGGUAGCACAUUGACUUUCUCAGUCCCUCUGAACACAGAGCUCUGUAGGUCGUCUUCUUUCUCAUCAGCCCUCUUGUUAGCUAGCCCUCCCACCACACACCCAGGAGGCCAAAAUCUGAGGAACAGUCAAACCCACUGGAACAUCCCUUGCAGCCAAGGUAACAGAAUGGGGAUGAGGGUGGAAAAGGAAGAAAAUCAGCUCACCAAAUGUUCCCCUGUCACUUUUUGGAUCGUUGCACAUUUACUUCCUACUGGCAGAGAACUAAAUAAAAGUGUCUCCCCAUGGCCCUCUGCCACUAUCACCAGAAAAAAAGAGAAACAACAAAAGAUAACUAAUAAAUUCACCAG